This is a messenger RNA of Cuscuta campestris, 2231 nucleotides long. NCBI's taxonomy places the organism in Eukaryota, Viridiplantae, Streptophyta, Magnoliopsida, Solanales, Convolvulaceae. The record is from the annotation of a GenBank genome assembly.
ACCUCCUAUCUGUUUCUCCGAAACGGUGUUCUAUGUACAAAAUAGUGGUGGUGAAAAGCAGAAACUGACAUGCCAAACAGAGUAAAAUUACUUCUACUCAAAGCAGAAGUAAAUGAUUAAAAGGAACACCAAACAGCCUCAAAUUGCCCUCGGCUUCUACGGUCGAGUGAGUAUGUCACCUCCAUGGCUUCCAUAACCCGAAAGCUGAUUAUACACAGGACGACGAUACCCGUUCCCAGGCUGUACGACCCAAGAAGUCCCCAACCCGACCCGGAUAAGCCCUUCGUCCCCUUCUCCAAGCUUCGAGAGCGAAAGCUCCUCGAAACCCAUCUAGUCUCCCUACUCGACGUCUGCAACAGCCUGCCCCAAAUCCGGCAAGUCCACGCGCAGGCGAUCCGCCGCGGCGUAGACCAGUGCUGCUAUGUUCUCACCAAGCUCAUCCGGUCGCUCACCAAAAUCAAUGUUCCCGUCGACCCUUACCCGCGUCUGGCGUUCGAAAUGGUCGAGGAUCGGAACCCCUUUUUGUGGACCGCCAUGAUUCGAGGCUAUUCGAUGCAGGGAUCGUUGGAGGAGGCGGUCAAGAUGUACGGUCUCAUGCGGCUGGAGGGUCUCUCCCCUGUUUCCUUUACCUUCACGGCGCUGCUGAAGGCCUGCGGCGAUGAUUUGGCGGUGGAAUUGGGGCGUCAGAUUCACGGACAGUGUGUUAAGGCUGGUCUUUUGCGCGAGGAAGGUGUUCGACGAAAUGCCAGUGAGAGACGGUCGUGGACGUCCUUGACCUUAGCUUAUGCCAAGUGUGGGGAUAUGGAUGCUGCAGUCGAGCUGUUUGAUGAAAUGCCUUUCAAGGAUAUGGUGGCCUGGACCACGGUGGUCACAGGGUUGGCUCAGAACGGGAGACCAAAGGAAGCCAUAGAGCUCUUCUGCAAGAUGCAGAAUGCUGGCGUGCAGGUAGAUGAUGUCACAUUGUCCGGUGUUAUCUCGGCUUGUGCUCAACUGGGCUCCAGCCAGCACGCGGAAUGGAUAAGGGAUGUGGCCGAGAAGUCCGGGUACGGGCCCGCGGAUCACGUGGUCAUCGGGUCGGCAUUGAUUGACAUGCACUCCAAGUGCGGAAGCCUGGAGAGUGCUUGUGAGGUUUUUGAGCAGAUGAAGGAGAAGAACGUGUUCUCUUACAGCUCCAUGAUUCUUGGGUUUGCCAUGCACGGCCAUGCAUCUUCUGCAUUACAUCUCUUCAGAAGAAUGUUGAGGACAGAUGUUAAGCCGAACGACGUGACCUUUCUUGGCGUCCUUCUGGCGUGCAGCUACUCAGGUUUGGUAGAACAGGCCAAACAUUUCUUUCAUCUGAUGGAGAACAAAUAUGGGAUCAAACCAGAGGUGAAUCACUAUGCGUGCCUGGUUGAUGUUCUUGGCAGGGCAGGGGAGCUUCAACAAGCCCUCGAUCUUAUUCAUGAAAUGCCCAUAAAGCCCAACGGAGGCGUCUGGGGUGCCCUACUGGGAGGUUGUCGAAUCCACAGCAACCCAGAAGUAGCAGAGAUUGCCGCAAACCAUCUCUUUGAGCUUGAACCGGAUGGAAUUGGCAAUUUCGUCCUUCUCUCCAACAUCUACGCCUCUGCAGGAAGCUGGGUAGAAGGGGAUGGUGGGGCCAUCCACGAGUUCUACGCAGGGGAUUCGUCCCACCCCAUGUCCGGCGAGAUCAUGAGAGUGCUGGGGGAUGUCGCGGGGCAACUGGGGUUGGUUGGUUAUGAGCCCAACUUGGGCUGCGUGCCGUACGCUUUGAAGGAGGAGGAGAAGAAGAGGAUUCUGAUGAGCCACAGCGAGAAGCUGGCGUUGGGGUAUGUGUUGCUGACAACGGGGACAACCUCGGAGAUCAAAAUCAUGAAGAAUCUCAGGAUCUGUGAAGAUUGUCAUUCUUUCAUGUGUGGCGUGUCUGGCCUCACUGGCAGGGUGAUCAUGGUCAGGGAUAACAAGAGGUUUCACCAUUUUCGUAAUGGAUCCUGCUCUUGUGCCAACUUCUGGUGAAGCCAGACACAAAACAGAUUUGAAUGUUGGAAUAGCAUAUUAUUCGUCUCAUUUGUGUUGUCUUCCUUUGGAAUAUAAAUAUGUGCAUUGGCAAGCACAGAUGCACAAAAGGACAGUCGAAUCUGGACGGGAUGAAGAGGAUGACUGACUAGCUGUUGGCGGAUUCAAUUGCAGGGUUCUUCAUCUCCUCUGACUACUAAUCAAGGUUAGGAUCUUCC